Protopterus annectens (West African lungfish) is the source of this 4276-nucleotide messenger RNA. It is a transcript of the gene TNFAIP3, whose product is annotated as TNF alpha induced protein 3. The coding region runs from base 480 to 2906 and encodes 808 amino acids. The record is from RefSeq and is a predicted model, not a curated record. The transcript is spliced from 9 exons. Gene Ontology annotation, molecular function: zinc ion binding; K63-linked polyubiquitin modification-dependent protein binding; cysteine-type deubiquitinase activity. NCBI's taxonomy places the organism in Eukaryota, Metazoa, Chordata, Ceratodontiformes, Protopteridae. Gene Ontology annotation, biological process: protein K29-linked deubiquitination; cytoskeleton organization; protein deubiquitination involved in ubiquitin-dependent protein catabolic process. Gene Ontology annotation, cellular component: cytoplasm; nucleus.
UAUUGUUUAAUAAAGAGUGCUAGAAAUACUACACUUAAGCUAAUAAAAUAGCUAGACUACUGACAUAGCCUGUUGCUAUACGAUUACAGUGCCUCCUGCUGGCAAGCGCCUUACUUUUUCCAUCGGAAAGUCCCAUGAGGUACAUUGGAAAUCCCCGUUUUAGAUAGAGUGUGUAUGUGUGUCAAUAACAAAAGUAGAAACCUCAGCUGCUAGGUCGGUAGUACUCAAAAGUAUUUUUGUUCGAGGCGUUCUCAUGUUCAUGUAGAAACGUUUUUUUUCGUGGAUGUCGUACUCCUAAGAGCGCGGCUUUCUUUCAUGGCGCUCGUUCUUGUCAGUGGGGAGAAAAGCAAACCUGUCUUCGGUUUACAAAAUUGGGACUGCUGCAUUUCUUAAAACUACUAUACAUAGCUUAAUUUCCUUUUUUCCUGCGGAUAAAUUGUUUUUGCUACUUCUGUGGAUUAUUACUUCCGAGAAACAGAAUGUCGGACUAUACAUGUCUUCUGCCAAGCUCUUUGCCUGCCAGUAAUAUGAUCAAAGCUGUGAAGAUAAGGGAUCGAAUUUCGCAGGACAUUGUUAAACCCAGUAACAGACUUAUUCAUUACCUAAGAGGGAUGCAUAAGUGUACAUUGGAGAUGUUCCAAACCAGCCAGUUCAGUUCUCCAUUUCGGGAUUUAAUACAAAAAGCAAUGUUUGACAGAGGUAUGCAAGUGGCGUUGGAAAACCAGAAGGAGCUAAACUGGUGUAGAGAGGUCAAGAAACUGGUUCCAUUAAAGACUGAUGGAGAUGGAAACUGUCUGCUGCAUGCUGUUUCCCAGUACAUGUGGGGAGUUCAAGACACUGACUUAGUCCUAAGGAAACUUCUUCAUAAUGUUAUGAAGGAUACAGAGAUGUGUAACUUCAAACUGCGAUGGCAGCACUCAUGUUUGAGGUCAAAGGAAUUUGUAGAAACUGAACUGCACUAUGAUACAAGGAACUGGGAUGAAGAGUGGGAAAAACUUGUUGAAAUGGCUUCUGCAUCCAAACCUCCUAGUCAUACUGGGCUUCGGUAUGAUUCCCUUGAAGAAGUGCAUGUGUUUGUCCUGAGUAACAUCUUGAGAAGGCCGAUAAUAGUUCUUGCAGAUAAAAUCCUGAGAAGCUUGGAAUCGGGAUCAAGUUUUGCUCCUCUGAAUGUUGGUGGAAUCUAUUUACCUCUUCACUGGCCAAAGGAAGAAUGUUACAGCUUUCCCAUUGUUCUCUGCUAUGAAAGUAAUCAUUUUGCACCACUAGUCAUCUUAAAAGACAGUAGCCCUGAAAUUCGAGCUGUACCGUUGGAAUUCAGAGCAAGUGGAAAAUAUGAAACCAUGAAAGUUCAUUUCUUGCUGCCAAGUGGUGAACCUCCUGUAGAGAAACUCCUUAGACAGUAUCUUUGCCUUAUUGACAUUCCAGUCCACAAUUUUGAAAAUGGUACAACUGACAUCAUAAAAGCUGCAAAAUUGGAUGAAGGAAAUGUGUCAGAGGAUUUGAACUUGGCUCAAGAUUAUGCUCAGUUGGCAGCGCAUGAGUAUAGGCGCUGGCAGGAACACGCGCAGUUCAGAGUCAGAAAGUCUGAGCGAUUUUCCAUAUCUCAGCUUUCUCUUCUGGACAUAAAAUGUGCCACCAGCAACUGUACAUACUAUGCUUCAUCUGCAACAAGACCGUAUUGCCAUGAAUGCUAUAAAGAAAAGCGAAAUGAAAAGUGCGAUAAUAAAAAACAGAGCUCCAGAACGUGGACGUCAGAUGUAAGAACUAGUGGAUCUGUCAAUGGUAGGACACAGUUUUGUUUACCUAGUUAUCAGUCUUCUGAGAUUACGUCUGGGCCUCACUCUGCUCCUCCAACCGCUCCAAGCCUAAGUUUCUUCAGUGAAACUAAUGCUAUGAAGUGCCGAAAUCUGACAUGUCCUUUUACUCUUAAUGUGGAAUACAGUGGACUCUGUGAACACUGUUUUCAGGCAAUGCAGACAGAACACAGGACUACUGUGCAAGAACCACAUGGUGCUAAUAAUUUUCUGCAGCCUGGUUUGGGCAAUCAUUUAUUGCAGGAUUUGACUAGAUGUAAAUUGUGCCAUUGUAUGGCAGCAAAAAUCUGCAAUGGCAUAUGUGGACCUUGCUUAGAAAAAUCAUCAAACCAAAAUGUGUUUCCUCAUAUUAUGCAUCAGAGGUCAUCAUCUGAUCCAGCCCAGUGGACAGGAGUACAUGCCUCACCAGCAUUUCCAUUGUUGCCUUCUGGGCAGCAGGGGGACUUACAAGUCCAAAUUAACCAUACACCUGAAGAAAACAGUGGAGCCAAAAAAUGCAAGAAAAGUGGAUGUUCGUUCUUUGGUACUAAAGAUAAACAUGGAUUCUGCACCUUAUGUUUUUUUGAAUUCUGUGAAAAUAAUGGGGAAAAAACAGCACAAAAUGCAAGACGAACUCAGAAGAGUCCUCAUAAUAUUGGAUGCCCUGCAACCACAGCACCAGCAUUCAAGAACUCAGUUUGUCUUAGCCAGGAAUGCAAUGUGGGAGAUACUUUAUUAGAAGGAUACUGUCAGAGAUGCUUUCUUGAUGCUCAAGACAGGCGGUACUGGGAGGCAAAACGAGCAGGGGACCAGGUGGUUCAGCAGCAAAAUAUAGCAGUUCAGAACAGAGACCUGCAGCGUAAUUCAUCUAAUAAAACAAAGAAAUGCUCAAAAAGUCAUUGUACUAACUUAAUAAAGCCAAGAGAUGAGCUGUGUUCUGAGUGUCGCCACCGAAGUUCACAUAGAGGUUCUCGAGAACAGGCCAUUGAUGAUACUCAGAAGAAGUGCUGCUGGGCACCUGGUUGUGAUCACUAUGGAAAUGUGAAAUGCCAUGGUUACUGCAAUGAAUGCUACCUGUUUAAGCAAAUAUAUGAAAAUCACCCAAGGACUUGAGUAACACAGAAGCUAUAUUUGGAACUAUAAUGCUAGGUAUAACUUAAGGCAAAACACUGUUUAAAAGUAAGCAAUGCAAGUUUAUUUGACUGAAGCCAUUUGACAGCUGUUAAUUUGUAAAUAUUCUAAUGUAAGCACAUAGUAAAAUAAGAGUAUAUAUAUAUUUUUUAUUUAUGAGUGUAAGUUUAAUACAGCAUCAUUUUAAAUUUAUUUCAUUUAAGUUUGUGUUUCUUUCUUGGAACAGCAUACAUUACCUCAUGUUGUACAGGAUAGUACUUUUCCUCAUCACAGGAUUAAUAUUCCAAAUUUAAGAAAAAAAAAAAAAAACAAUGCCGGCUUGUCUUCAUUGUACUCCUGUAAGUCAUGACAUAAUGGCAGAAUGUACAUGAGUAUGAAGCUUUUCAGUGGUUUUGUAAUGUAUUGAAACAAAAAGCAAUCAAGGUUAUCGGAAAUGCUAAAGAUGGUAAUGAAGUACAUUUGUGUUAUCCCAUCUGUCCCCAAAAAGCACAGUUCUCACUUUUUGGUAACAGUUCACUUUACAUUGAAUUGUACCUAGUAAAUAUGAUCAGUUUCCUUUAUUACUAGUUUUAUAUUAGAAAUGUAUUUAGCCCCCUGCUUACAGCUGCGCAUAGCAAAUCUUCCCAGGUGACUUUCUCCAAAACAUAUUUAACAAAUCUGUUGCUUCUGGAUCUGUGAAUUAGAUUACCAGAGUAGCAAACCCUAAAGCACAACAGUUUGGUCAGCACCGUAGCACCAGACUGGAGUUAAUUUGUUCUUGCUUUUAUGCAGCAAAAAUAACAUUGUGGAUGGGGUACCAUAAAUCAUUUACAGUAUAAAGCUGUGAGAAUUUGCCCAAGUUGUAAUGGAACAAUCACCCUCUCCCACAGAAACACCCAAACUUUAAAAGCCAAGAACUGCAUUUGUCUCAAGUUUGCUUUGUUUGAAAGAAGUUUUUUUGUAUAUAUCCAUCCUGCAGGUCGGUUGAAGGCACUGUUAGUUAAUACCCUUAUUCUCCUUUGCCUUAAUUGCAUUUUGUCCUCCUUCCACAUUUCUUUUCAAAUCAUUCUUACAAAGUAAAAUAAAGCUUUAAUUUUCCCUCUUUCAGUGUUCUGCCUCAUUAGUGCUUUUCAGCUUACUUGAUUCAUUUCCUGAAUCCAUCUGUCCACAACCCCUUUUCCCAUUUUUGCACAUGUCGUGUGGGUGCCACUUCAGUAGGGACAGUCAUCUAGAGCCAAGGCUACACUGUCAGGUGGCUAGCCCCACUGUGGUAUUUCUUCCACACCACACAUUCAUACGUAUAUUCACACCUACAGCCAAUUUAGAGUGUUCGGUCCACAUACUGCAUGUCUUUGGAAUGUGGGAGGAAACCA